Messenger RNA from Acanthochromis polyacanthus (spiny chromis), 2958 nucleotides. It is a transcript of the gene alg8, whose product is annotated as ALG8 alpha-1,3-glucosyltransferase. Gene Ontology annotation, biological process: protein N-linked glycosylation. Bases 20 to 1585 code for a protein of 521 amino acids. The record is from RefSeq and is a predicted model, not a curated record. Lineage: Eukaryota; Metazoa; Chordata; Actinopteri; Pomacentridae. Gene Ontology annotation, cellular component: endoplasmic reticulum membrane. The transcript is spliced from 13 exons. Gene Ontology annotation, molecular function: dolichyl pyrophosphate Glc1Man9GlcNAc2 alpha-1,3-glucosyltransferase activity.
GAUUCAAAUCCUCGGUGUCAUGGCGGCUCCUGUGGACAGCGGCUACUGGUUUCCAGCGUUAGCUCUGGGAGUUUCCUUCCUCAAAUGUCUCUUCAUCAACGCCUAUCAUUCCACAGACUUCGAGGUUCACAGGAACUGGCUGGCCAUCACUCACAGCCUGCCGGUGUCCAGGUGGUACCAUGAGAACACGUCAGAGUGGACUCUGGACUACCCGCCGCUGUUCGCCUGGUUCGAGUUCGGCCUGUCCCACGUGGCUCAGCACUUCGACAGGAACAUGCUGCAGGUGGAGAAUCUGAACUACGCCAGCCCGUCCACGGUGCUUUUCCAGAGGCUGUCGGUCAUUUUCACCGAUGUGGUUUUUAUCUACGCUGCCAGAGAGUGCUGCAGGUGCGUUCAGGAGCAGAAGGGCCCUCGGGACGUUUUGAGCCGGCCGUCCUUUGUCCUGGCCGUGCUGCUGCUGUGGAACUUCGGCCUCCUCAUCGUCGACCAUAUUCACUUCCAGUACAACGGUUUCUUGUUUGGUGUCCUGCUGCUGUCGGUGGCAAAACACCUGCAGUCGCAGCACCUGCAGGGGGCGCUGCUGUUCGCUGUCCUGCUCAACCUGAAGCACAUCUACCUGUACGUGGCUCCGGCCUACGGCAUCUACCUGCUGAGGAGCUACUGCUUCAGUCAGGACAACAAAGACGGUUCUAUCAGGUGGGCGAGUUUCAGCCCGUUGCGUCUGCUGGCUCUGGGCAGCAUCGUGGUCUCGGUGUGCGCUCUGUCCUUCGGUCCGUUCGUCGCCAUGGGGCAGCUCCCUCAGGUCCUGUCCCGUCUGUUCCCCUUUAAACGAGGCCUCUGUCACGCCUACUGGGCCCCUAACAUCUGGGCUCUCUACAACAUCCUGGACAAAGGCCUGGCGGUGCUCGGUGUUCGUCUGAAGCUGCUGGACGAGGCGGGACUUCCUCGAGCCUCCAUGACGGGUGGGUUGGUUCAGGAGUUUCAGCACUCGGUCCUCCCCUCUGUCUCUCCCUCUGUCACACUCGUCUGCACCCUGCUGUCCAUCCUGCCGGCGGUGGCGUCCAUCUGGCUUCGUCCUCGCGGCGCUCGUGGUUUCCUGCGCUGCCUGCUGCUCUGCGCUCUGGGCUCCUUCAUGUUCGGCUGGCACGUCCACGAGAAAGCCAUCCUCAUCGCCAUCCUGCCCCUCAGCAUCCUGGCGGUGGAGAGCCGAGAGGAUGCUGGGAUCUUCCUGGUUCUGACCACCACGGGGCAUUACUCGCUGUUCCCGCUGCUCUUCACCCCCGCAGAGUUUCCUAUCAAAGUUUCUCUGAUGCUGAUGUUCACCGUCUUCUCUUUCACGGCUCUCAGGAAGCUCCACAGCGGUCAGGGCUCUCUGCUCCGUCCUCUGGAGGUCAUCUACCUGCUGGGCCUGGUCGUCGUGGCGAUCGCCUGUGAGGUGGUCUUCCCCCUGUCGCCGUGGCAACAGAAGCUGCCUUUCCUCCCCCUGCUGGCCACAUCGGUGUACUGUUCGGCGGGCAUCUGCUACUCCUUCCUGCGUCUCUACGUCAGCCUACUGCGACGGGACGACAAACCCAAGCAGCUGUGAGAUCCAGGUUAGAGCCCGCAGCGACACACCCUCCGCCACCGCCACCGCCUGCCCUCGAGCAAGGCAGCCGGACACAACACUAUCGUUUAACAGAAGGGGAAGCAGAGGGGCGUGCACACGAUCCGACGGCACGGGAAAGGUUCGAUCUGGGCAACAAAACUAUAAACAGACAAUUUUAGCACCUAUUCUUCUUGGAAACAAACAGAUGACAUCACAUCCAGGUUUUCCGGCAUCAUUGGUACAUUUAUCAGUUUCUUUACAUGAUGAGUCUUUAGUGUUUGCUGCAUCACGAGAAAAACGGACAAAUUCAACCUCAGCUCGAGCAAAAACUGAGAAUGUAGUGGGACUGAAGGAAGAAACAAAGUCUUGGAGGUCUGAAAUCAUUUUAUCUGCAGCUUUGUUACCCAAAAAUUAAUCCUAAAUCAACAUUAAAAGAAAAUAGUAUUUGCAUCAUGUUAAAUCGUUUGAACCUGGUUGUUUUAUUUUGAAAUAUUAUCAGACAAAACAAACCAGAAGGCUGAACUACGAAGCGAGAUUAGUGUGUUAGCAGGUAUGUUGAGAAUAAAGUCAGAGUUUUCAGUCCCACAAAGGUCUUUUAAGCUGCUAAUCUCCAUGGUAACUGUUGCGCUGGAACUACAUCUCCAUGGUAACUGUUGCUCUGGGGCUAGAUCUCCAUGGUAACUGUUGCUCUGGAGCUAGAUCUCCAUGGUAACCGAUGCUGCGGAGCUAGAUCUCCAUGGUAACCGAUGCUGCAGAGCUAGAUCUCCAUGGUAACUGAUGCUCUGGAGCUAUAUCUCCAUGGUAACCGAUGCUGCAGAGCUCGAUCUCCAUGGUAACUGAUGCGGUGGAGCAGGUUUUGUUCAGAGUUCAAAUUUAAAUCGGCCAGAAGAAGUGUCUCCCUUUAAACAAAUAGUUUUCUGAUGAUGUUUUAUGAGUGAUACAGAUUAUCAGCAGGGGGAAUACAUUAUUUAUGUAAACAUGUUGAGCUGUCUGUUACUAAAAUCCACUGAAUGAAGCUGUGUAGUUACAGCAUCACACACUAAGCAGCUCACUUGAAAUCAUGUGGCUUAUUUGGAAAUAUAAUGUUUGAGACAGUGCAGCAAAGAAACAAAAAGAAACUUUCACAUCCCAGCGACUUGAUUCUGUAGCAGAAAUGCUAAUUUUAUCAACUUGAUCUACAAGAAUCCAACGUACCGUCGGUGGUUUCAGAUACAGGAAGUCUCGUGUCUGCAUGGAGGAAACAACAACAACUGAGAAGCAGUGAAGGACUUGUGUUGUUAAUAAAAGAAUAUGUGGACCAAAAUAGAACUGAUAGACAUUUAUGACAUUUGUAUUUUUGCAUUUUUCAAUAAAAAAAGAAAAGAUGUCCUGUC